This is a messenger RNA of Rhodotorula toruloides NP11, 480 nucleotides long. RefSeq lists its product as uncharacterized. Lineage: Eukaryota; Fungi; Basidiomycota; Microbotryomycetes; Sporidiobolales; Sporidiobolaceae. The transcript has a single exon. The record is from RefSeq and is a predicted model, not a curated record. The coding region runs from base 1 to 480 and encodes 159 amino acids.
AUGUCCUCUCCACCCUCCACCACCUCUCCCGCCCAACCCCAACCCUCGCAACUCCUCGAGAUCCCCACCCUCCCCUCCCCCUCCUCCCGCUUCGUCCUCCCCCCUCCGCCCUCCGACCUCCUAAGUCGCUUACAGGCGUUCUUGCCGCAAAUCAGGGACGCGAAUGCAGAGCUUGAGGGACGGAUGAGGGCGGAUGGGGAGGAGGCGGUUGUGAUGGAGGAGGUGUCGAGCGAGAGUGAGGGAGAUUCGUCGGAGAGUGAGGAGGGGAGUUCGAGUGAGGAGGAGAGUGAGGAGGACGAGGAGCUUGCGGAUGCAGAGGGAGCGGUAGACUCGAGCGGCGUGCAGGGAGGAGAGGAAGUGCAGGACGAGGAAGACGCAGGCUCGCUCGCUCGCUUGAUGGACAUCUCGGCUCGCCCAAAGGUCGUCAAGAAGAACCUUGUCGUCGUGGAGGAGACGGCGGCUGCGGCGGGGGGCGAGUGA